Molecule: messenger RNA, 552 nt
Organism: Ornithorhynchus anatinus (platypus)
Lineage: Eukaryota; Metazoa; Chordata; Mammalia; Monotremata; Ornithorhynchidae
Product: keratin-associated protein 4-7-like
Exons: 1
Coding region: 1-552 (183 amino acids)
Cellular component (GO): keratin filament
Source: RefSeq, a predicted model, not a curated record
AUGGUCAACUCCUGCUGUGGAUCCGUCUGCUCCGACCUGAGCUGCGGAAGAGGCUGCUGCCAAGAGACCUGUUGUCAGCCCGGCUGCUGCAGUAGUCCUUGCUGCCCCCCGACGUGCUGCCAGACCACUUGCUGCAGAACAACAUGCUGCCGCCCAACAUGCUGUGUGACCAGCUGUUGCCGCCCGACCUGCUGUAGGCCCACUUGCUGCCAGUCGGUCUGCUGCCAGCCUACGUGCUGCCGCCCAGUCUGCAGCGUGGCCAGCUGCUGCAGGCCCUGCUGCCCCCAACCUUGCUGUGUGUCUACCUGUUGCAGGCCCUGCUGCCCCCGACCGUGCUGCGUAUCCAGUUGCUGCAGGCCCUGCUGCCCCCGACCCUGCUGCCCCCAACCUUGCUGUGUGUCUACCUGUUGCAGGCCCUGCUGCCCCCGACCCUGCUGUGUGCCUAGCUGCUGCCAGCCUUGCUGCCGCCCAGCUUGCUGCCAAACCACUUGCUGCCGGACGACUUGCUGCCGCCCAACCUGCUGUGUCCCCACCUGCUGCCAGCCUUGCUGA